UUAAGUAUGGCAAAUUUUCGACAGCCUUCUGAGUAAUUUUCUAAACUAGGAUAUUAAAAUUAGAUCGGUAAGUCCUACUUGGAAAGAAUUGAAAUUGAAAUUAGCGCGCCAAUAUUGCUCAAUCAAAUCGGAAACUCUUAUCGAUUUCUAUUGGUAAUAGUGACGCGCUAUUACGGAAGUACAGAUAAUAUUCGAAUAAUUUUCUUCCGAUACGUCGCCUCGAUCAAUCACGUCCAUUAGCGGUUUUCCGGCAUAUUCAUCAGACGACGCGGAAAGAUAGAUCGUCAAAAGACGUGUCGGAAGCUCGUCAAUUCUUGGAUUACGAUAUUUUAUAUAUUGCGUCACGUAAAUUAUCCUCUAGAAACACUACGAGUGUCUUGUUUAAUAAAUACAGUGAAAAUCACAUAUAACAAGAAAGGUUCAUAUCUACUUCGUAAGUAGCCAUUUAUCCGUUUAUCUUGCUUUCAUCGAGUGAAUUGUGUGAGAAAUUGGUAUUUAUAUAGAAACUGUGUUGUAGAAUGGAAAAUAUAACGGAAGUAAACGUCGUCUCUGGAAGGGAAACGUCCUUACAACGUGAAGAGCAGUUUGAUUUUCCACAGAUAAGAGUUAAGCAACAAGGUAAUAAAUAUCAAUUAUUAAGAUUUAAUCCUGUGGAUCAAACUUCAGUGGACAAGACCAUAGUAAAAUCAGAAAUAAGCGCAUGUAAUUCAACGAUUGAAUCAAUCGCCAAUAACAUUGAUAGAUAUCUGGAUCACAAAGAACUGAAGAAUGAGCCAUCCCAAAUUUGUGAGGACAAAAUCAUAAGGCAUGAAGGACCGAAUGUUUCUGCGAAAGACAACGAAGAGAAACCUAUCCCUUAUAUAGUAGAGAAAGCAACUAAAGUAAACAGGAGAGUAUCUACCAGGAAAACUAAGAAGGACAAUCAGUUGGCGGAGGAUAAGAAGGAAAGCUUAAAGAAGGCAAAUCCUGCCAAGGUGGUGAAGCGGAGGGCUACCUCACGGAGGACGACCAAGGCUUCAUCGAAACUGCUAGAUGUAACCAAGUUACUCAAACAGGGAGACAAGGAGCUAGUGGGAAACUGCUCGAAAGUAGGGCUAUACAAAGUCAAUUCAGCAGGAUGCUUCAAAUGCACCUUGCCACCGUUCGUAAGACCCGAGACAAAGGUGUGCGACGUCAAGUUCUCGAACCCCGAUGUCGCAAGGCAGCAGGAAUCGAGUCAGUACGAUCCGGAGAACAACGCGGACGUACUGCAGCAUUUGAAUUACAACAAUCUGAAGUACAGGAAUCAUCAGCAGGUGAUACCGGUAGUAAACUCUUGGAUGACAGCGCUGAAAGGCGAUGAGAAUUUCGUGUUGAACAACAGCAUCAACAACGCGCAGACCGAGGCGGGACAGUGCGGCUACCGAGCGACUACCAACGACAAGCAACAUCACGCGUACACCACCGUAGCCGAUUACAGUUGGAAACAGAACGAAAAUCCGCACUACAACUCCUUCGUCAAUUCUACGGACCAUUCCUACAAGCUGCUCGCAGAAAACAAGGUUCACUAUCCGUGCGGCACCGUCUACCGGCCGAGCUGCUUGUGGAACAACAUGUACAUGGAGAAUUUCCCGUGGACGAACGCUGCGUUCCAGCAAGCGGCCGGCAACGUCGCCCCGGGCUACGUUCUGCCGGUCAACUCUUCCGGCAACUUCCUGAAUCCCGCUGCAAUGCCGUUUAAUCACUUUCACUGUUACCAGCCGCUACUCAUGGACGAAAACUUGAAGAAACUGUACUACUCGAGCCUCAACAGCAACGAGUUCCCGGUGAGGAAGGAGAAUACGACGACGCCUCUGUUCGACAACUGGCAUCAACCGAGUGUCUCGAUGAUUCCCAGCAAUAGCAGCUCGAGUAUCCCGACAGCCGCGUGGUACAACGCGGCAUCGCCAUCGGUCUCCCUCGACGCGAGCACCUCGGCGAUUUCCAACGCAGGCAAAGCGGAAUUGAAGCAACAAAGCGCAUACUUCGGCAUCAAUCAUUACAAUGCAGACACGACGAAGGCGAGUGUGUACAAGGAUCACUUCUCUCCGUACGCGAGGCCAGCUCUGGAGAACGCGUUACCCGCGAUCGACACCCACGGAUUGGACCUUUACAAGACUGAUGACGGAUUGACGACGGGUACCUUCGUCCAGCAAAAUAGUACGGCGAUUAAUACGGACAACGGCAUAAUGUCUGACAUGGCGAAUCCUACCUCUGAAACAAACUCGGUUAAUCCGCCGGAAGAAUUACGUACAUCUUGCAUGUACACCAAAGACAAGAAACUGAUAUCGAAAGUACUCGAAUCUAUCUUAUAAGUAUACACUUUUUAACGAUGUUGAAUUUAAUAUUACAAAUUUCAUAUGUUUAGAAACAUAAUAUAAUUUUCUUCGAUACAUACGUUGAGUUUUUAUAUAUCGUUUUAUCAUAUUGUUUUUCUUUCUUUUUUCUUUUUUUAUGAAAACAGAUCUGAGGGCGCUUAUUUGCCUGUCGUCCUCCUUU
Molecule: messenger RNA, 2517 nt
Organism: Dinoponera quadriceps
Lineage: Eukaryota; Metazoa; Arthropoda; Insecta; Hymenoptera; Formicidae
Exons: 3
Coding region: 519-2333 (604 amino acids)
Source: RefSeq, a predicted model, not a curated record